Molecule: messenger RNA, 2772 nt
Organism: Rotaria socialis
Lineage: Eukaryota; Metazoa; Rotifera; Eurotatoria; Philodinida; Philodinidae
Source: the annotation of a GenBank genome assembly
AUGGCCACAUUAAUGCAACAGCAACCGACUAUGAGAAAUAAAGCAUUAGAAACGAUACCACAGAAAAAUUUUCCUCUUGUACAUGUUUUGACAUCGAAAACUGAGACUGAUGAAUUACAGAAAAGUGAACCAUUCAAUUUCGAAAAGACAAUCAAGUUUCUCACUGAUCCUCAUUCAGCACAUCUACUCGAUCGACGCAUUCGCAUAUGUCAAAAGUUAUGUCGACACUAUCAAAAUGGAUUUAUUAUCAAAGAUUUAAAUCAUUUUAUGAAGAUUUUUAACAUACUCGGAGAUCUUUGUCAACAACAACCAAAUUAUAUUGAUGCAUUUGUUCAAAUUUUACAACAUUGUUCAAAACCAUUUCUAUUGGAUAAAGCAACUGAUGGAGAAAUUUAUUCGUCAGCGCUUGUUGCUUUCUAUUCGGAUUAUGGAUAUCUUCUUCGUAUUCCAAUAAAACGUAUUCAAAAAUGUAUACUUGAAACACUUUUCAAAUCGAUUCAAUCAUCCAAUAAAUCACCAGUACCUUACGAUGAUUAUGAUAGUUUAAAGCCAACUACAAUAGAAUAUCUUCUUCGUACUCAACGUAACAGUGAUCUUUGUGAAACACUUGUCAAAACUCUUUCAUUGGUUGAAAAUGAUUUAUCACUUCGUAUUCUAAUUAUAAAAUUACUACAAGUUUUAGCAGCAAAACAUCCUGAAUGCAUAGCAAAAAUGUUAACACAAGAUUGUGUCAAUCGUCUAGUAUUAAGAAUGAAUGAUCCUGAUUCGACCGGAGAACUUCUAUUUCGUACGAUUGAAUUACUUUGGAAUAUAUUUGAAAAUGGUGACGAAGAACAAAUAGGCGAACAGUUGAAUUCUCGUCUUACAAUAAGUCUUCUACAAGAAGCUUUUCUCGGUCAAAUAACACAAAGUCAUAGUCAUUAUCAUCGUCAACUAAGAAACGAUAUUCUCGUUGUUUGUUCUUUAAUCAUUGGUCUUAAGCCAGAUGCUCCAUUUGUUGAAACAGGUUUUGCCAAACAAUUACUUCUUUUUGCUUCAUUUCCAGAAUUGCGAAGCAACAAUCCAUUGGUAAAAAAUUUUAAAUUAACAAAAUCACAAGAAGAUUUCGAAUUUAAAAAGUUACUUUUCAAUACCGUUGUUGUACUCAGUCGCAAUCCCGUGGUGAACGAGUUGUUGAUUGAGAGUCGAGUACUACUUACUUUUUUGUCGUAUAUUGAACCAUUACCACGAAAAAGUCAACCAGGAACUGUAUUUGAUUGGUCACUAUCACAAACUGAAGAUCUUCAAUUACAUGCAAUUGCAGCUCUUACCAUACUUUUGCCACGAUCUUUAAAUGAAUAUUUUGAAUAUCAUGUCGGAACAAGACUUUUAUUAUUUUAUGAAUGGACCAUAAGUGAUGACGAAUAUCAAAGUCAAGGAAAUAGUUUUUUUGGAAAAGGUGGUCGACAUAAUAAACGAUCACAAUUGAAAUAUAUUUUUCGAUUAUUUCGUAGUCUUCUAUCAAUAAAAGAUGAGCGUGUACAAAUUGAUUUAUGCGAUCAAGGAAUCAUUCCAUCGAUUACUAGCUAUUUAAGACGCAUGGGACAACAAAAAUCCAUUAAUCUAGAUUAUGUUGAUUUGGAUAUUAUUUGUGAUGGAUUAUUUAUUUUAAGUUGUUUAUGUGAAUUAGAUGUGCAUAGAAAAGAAAUAUUCGGCACUGAAGGUAUUGAAACACUCAUUCAACUACUUGUAAUCGAAUCUCAUUGUGUUUGUGGUGGUCUUGGCUAUCAUCGUUUACUUGUCGCAGCUAUCGAUUGUGUUUGGUGUUGUGUUGUUGGCAGUGUUAUUAAUGAAGAUGAGUUUAUUCAAAAGCAAGGCAUUUUUGCUUUACUCGAUUUAAUUGAAGCAAAUCCAAAAUCAUUACAAAAUGUUAUUCUUGGUUGUGUAUUAGAUUUAUCAGAAAAUUCAAAAUGUCUUCAUUUCAUCAUGACAUGGCAAGGACAAAAACAACAACAAUUUACGCAUCUUCUUUGUGAACUAUGGCGCGAUGAAGAACGUGAAAUUCAUGUUUCUCGAACAGAGAAAGGUGUAAUCCAUGAUCAUUCAAAACCAUUGAUGGGCGUUCUACAGCAAUCAGUUCAAAUAACACCACUUGCACGUUUUGAGCCAUCACGAUCAGUUUUAGAUUUAAUUGAUAAUAUGCGAUCAAAAAUUUAUGGAUUUUUCUGUAAAUUAGGUUUUAGUGAAUUACCUGGUUUACACGAAGAAGAUUCUGUUACAUUAUGUAUUAUUGAAAAUUUUCUGGACUUUAAAAUGGGUGAAAUAUGGCAAGAAAUUGUUACUGAACUUGAUAUAGAAGGUGUGAAAUUAGUGGCACCUGAUGGCGAAGCUGUAGAUACAAUUUUACGAGCUACAGAAGAACGCGGAUUGGCUGUUGCUGCAACACAAAACUAUAUCUUAGAACAAUAUAAUAAGCAAGAUUUACAAUUUGAAAAAGCAUUUUAUGAUGACCUAAUACGAAAUCAUUUAUUCAAAGAAAAACGACUUGAACAAUGGAAAAUAUAUCUUGCUCGUACAUCGAAAUAUCCAUUACUUAUGGCUGCGAAAGACUAUCAAAGUCAAGCUAUUCGUCAAUCACGACCAGAAGAGAAAGACUAUUCAGGUUAUCAUACUGUACACAAUUUAGAAAUUCCUAAUCUAUCAAUUACAGCUUUCACUGGUCCAUUUUUACAAAUUGAAAGUACACCUGUCGAAUUACUUAAUAAACAUCAUCAAGUAGAAUUAAUUUCAUAA